AUGAGCGUCCCAGACAUGCUUUUAGACCCGCAAUUGAAAUAUUGGGUACUUUUACCAAUCACCCUUGCAAUGGUUCUAGUUGGGCUCUUACGAUCAAAUAUUACAUACUUGUUACAACCGCAACCCAAGACGGAAGGAUUUCGAAAACUCAGGGAAUCACAAUUCCUAUACUUAGUUCGUGGGUUCAGGGCCAAUAAUCAUGUGCUUCACAAUGCUGAGUUUCAUCAGUUUCAAAGUUAUUUAAUUUCGGAGUUAUCGACAUCCAAUUUCCAUGCUGAUCCUAAUAAGAGCAACUCCAAGAAUGAGCAAGAGCAACUUAACCCAUUGGAUCCAUCAAAUAAUGAGGCUUUAAUGCAAAUGGCCAAGGGUAACCUUCUUAACUAUAUUCCACAAACACUAAUUAUGGGGUGGGUCAAUUACUUCUUUGCAGGAUUUGUCAUUAUGAAACUACCAUUUCCGUUGACUGAUGGGUUCAAGCAAAUGUUGCAGCAAGGUAUAAUGACACCCAAUUUGAAUGUCAGCUAUGUGCUGAGCAUUUCAUGGUAUUUUGUCAAUUUACUAGGUUUACGUCCCGUGUACGGGUUGAUAAUGGGUGGUAACGAGGCUGAUGAGUUGAUGAAACAACAGCAGCAACUGCAACAAAUGCAACUAGGCGGAGCAAUGGGUGGUAUUGGCGGACCUGGAGCGCCAAAAGUGGAGAAAGUCUUUGCUGCAGAGGUGGAGAAUCUACAGAUUUUGAACCACGAGUCGGUAUUUGAUGGAAUUUUCGAUAGAUUUAUAGAGAAACAUUCCGUAUAG
Messenger RNA from Lodderomyces elongisporus, 798 nucleotides. RefSeq lists its product as uncharacterized. The record is from RefSeq and is a predicted model, not a curated record. The coding region runs from base 1 to 798 and encodes 265 amino acids. The transcript is spliced from 2 exons. Gene Ontology annotation, cellular component: EMC complex; membrane. NCBI's taxonomy places the organism in Eukaryota, Fungi, Ascomycota, Pichiomycetes, Serinales, Debaryomycetaceae. Gene Ontology annotation, biological process: protein folding in endoplasmic reticulum.